AACUAAAAAAAAGGAUUACCGAGACGGGAGAACUGAAAAGCAACAAUUUAUAUGUUAAUGUUCUGCGAAGUGGGAAUGCUAAAUUGUGCUAUAAAGUUUUUAGUAUAGUUAGCUAUAAAGUUUAUUUUCAUAAGAAACAAUCAUGAAUGAUCCGGAAUUGGAAAAAAUACGACAGCAGCGACUUGCAGAACUACAAGCUAAUCAUGGGGGGGGAGAUCCAAAACAGGCAAAAGCGCAACAGGAGCGGAUGCAAGCUAUGCAGGAGGCCAAACAUACAAUACUUACACAAGCCCUUAGUCAGGAUGCCAGAGCUCGAUUGAACACAAUAAAACUAAGUAAACCAGAAAAGGGGGAAAUGGUCGAAAAUAUGAUCUGCAGAAUGGCCCAGAUGGGACAAGUGAACACAAGAAUAUCUGAACAGGAGCUUAUACAACUCUUAGAGUCUGUUAAUCAGCAGAUGCCCAGAUCAACAAGCACAGUGAAAUUUGACAGGAGAAGAGCUGCUCUGGAUUCAGAUGACGAUCUUUAGUACCUAAUGAUAACCAAGUCAAUUUAACUAGACUAAUUCUUAAUAAUGUUUGUUUAUACUCAUCUAUAUUAUAUCUUUACUUUAAGCUUCUGCUAGGUAAGAUGAGUGAAGGAAUUAAAAUUUGAUAUCAGAUUUGAAAGCAAACAAAAGCAAAAUAUAAAUUUUGUUUCAUGCAUUAAUACAUAUCUAUAACACUUAUUUAUUGUUACUGCUCUAUAUCUACUAAGCCUGGCUGUAAAUUCUGUUGCAAAUAAAAAUAGGCAAUUACAUUUUUAAUGAGGAAAUGAAUUCAUGUUGUCAGUUAAUUGAAAAGUAAAGUUAUUUAAAAGAACACAAUUUACAGUACAAGCAUUUGAAGUUUUUGAUUUCAUUCAAAUGCCUUUUUUUAGUACCAUAUUUACAUGUGUCAUAUAAAUUUUAAAGGUAUUUUCUGGAGGAUCUAGGAGGUGUAUUAUUGUAUUGAGGCAAGAAGUGUCCUUAUUUUUUCUACAUAAAUAAAUAUUACAAGCACAGAUUUUUAUAAAAAAUAGACUUAAUAAAGGAAAAUAAUUGUUUUA
Molecule: messenger RNA, 1086 nt
Organism: Leptidea sinapis
Lineage: Eukaryota; Metazoa; Arthropoda; Insecta; Lepidoptera; Pieridae
Gene: PDCD-5
Product: programmed cell death protein 5
Exons: 3
Coding region: 143-529 (128 amino acids)
Cellular component (GO): nucleus; cytosol
Molecular function (GO): DNA binding
Source: RefSeq, a predicted model, not a curated record